This is a messenger RNA of Stegodyphus dumicola, 1295 nucleotides long. RefSeq names its product cation-dependent mannose-6-phosphate receptor-like. Lineage: Eukaryota; Metazoa; Arthropoda; Arachnida; Araneae; Eresidae. The record is from RefSeq and is a predicted model, not a curated record. Gene Ontology annotation, biological process: protein targeting to lysosome. Gene Ontology annotation, cellular component: trans-Golgi network; endosome; Golgi apparatus. Gene Ontology annotation, molecular function: protein domain specific binding.
AUGCAUCCUGAAAAUUUGUUGUGGGUUUGGUUAUGUAAUCUAGUGAUCAAUAAAGAAGAAAAGUACUCAUAUGGUGAUAAGCUGUCCCAGUUGUUGUUGUUUCUUUGCCUAGAAGUUGAGGGUGAAGAAAACUUCCUUUAUCUAAAGCUGGCUUUAAAUCAAAUGAAAUUUCAAAUAAAAAAUCAAAAGUUCUCAAAAGAUGAAAUUUCUGCCCUGAUGGCUUAUAAUCUAGUGUUGGGUGCUAAAGCUAAACCUGCUUGUAACCAGUGCCAGUGCUUGCGUGGCUGUGCCGAGUCGCAGAAUUCAGGACCCACAGAGACUGCAUCAGGCGUUAGUUUCUCUUUCAGAUUUGAAACACAAGAUCUUUUUGAUCCACCUGAAUAUACCUAUAAAGUUAGCAUCUGUGAUAAAAUUGAUGGAAAAGACUCUGGUAUUGGUGCUGUGCAGAUAGAAAAAAAUAAUAUAACUCAUACUAUAGGGAGGUAUGACCAGGUUGAUGUAAUGCGGGGUACUGACUGGAUACUUUUAUCAUAUUAUGGUGGUGAAAAUUAUCAUAAGCACUGCAAUGGAACUGGAAGAGUUACGAAGAUCAUGAUAAUCUGUGAUCCUGAUGUUUUAGCAGGCACUUUUGAAAUUCUAGAAGAAAGACGAUCACUUGUUGGCUCAUGUUACUACAUGUUUGAAUUAAGUAGCAAUGUUUCAUGUUCAAAAAUACCAAGCGGAAUAAAGCUACCAUAUGGGUUGAGCUCUGGAAGUGUGUUUUGUAUUUUAUUUUUUACAAUUGCUUCUGUGUAUCUUAUUUGUGGAUUUUUAUAUAAGAGACUUAUUAUUGGUGCAAAGGGGUUAGAACAAAUUCCUAACUAUUCCUUUUGGCGUGAUUUUGGAAACUUGCAAGCGGAUGGAUGUGAUUAUUUUUGUCGUUGUGGCCCAAGGCAAGAAUCGCAGGCUUAUCGAGGAAUAGAUGAUCAGUUGAAAAUGGAUGAAGAAAGAGAUGAUCAGCUUCUUAAUAUGUGAUAUUUUGAAAAUGGGAUGCCUUAAAUGUGAUGAAAUGUUUUCAUGUGCAACUUUUGGAAAUUUCUUGCAUUACUCAUUUUUUUUUUAAAUCCAAAGAAAUGCUAUAAUAUAUUUAUAUUGCCAUAUUUCAGAACAUUUCUAGUCAUAUUUAAGUUCAUUGUAAGAGUCUACAUUAUAACUCGUACUGAUAAAAUAAAACUCUUUUGUAACAGUAUUAGAAAAUAUGUGCACAGCUAUUUAUAAAAUUAUAUCUGAAAGCAAUAAAAUUAAUUUUUUUACAA